GUGGCACUAGAUCAAACGGCCAGCGACCGUCACCAAUGAGGGUGUUCCUGGGAUCGGAUGCUAUUGACAUGGAUGUUUCCACCCUGAUAGGCAGGGUGCUGUCCUGUGGGAUGGAUGACAGCCAGCAGGACCAGUAUGAGGAGCGUCUGAAGGAAGUGUUUGAAAGUUUCGAUGCCAGCGGAGCGGGCUCCCUGUGCCCGGAGGAGCUGUCCGACCUGUGCCAAGCGCUCCACCUGGAGGAGGCCACCCCCGCGCUGCUACACGUACUGCUGCAAGGCCAGAAUGACCUCACAGGAAGGAUUGUUUUUAACCAGUUCAAGGAUGCACUGAUCCAGGUUCUGUCGUCCACUAUCACAGCCCCUCCACCCAGUCAGGAACCCGCCACAACUCCUGAUUCCCCCGAGGUCCAUCCUAAGUUUGUGAGAGGCAGCAAACGCUAUGGCCGCCGCUCCACCCCGGAGUUCAUUGAGGCCGCGACCGAAUUCUCAGAGGUCGUCAGCGCCGAUGCCACAGAGGAGCAGGGAGCGGAGGAGAACGACGACACCGUCCCCAGGAAACGAGAGCGCUGGAACGCCGAUGAGUCGAAUGCAGAGGAAUAUGAAGCAGAAGGUCAGCUGCAGCUGUGGAACCCUGAUGAGCCAGGCACCCCCCGGGGCUCUGCAGCACCCCUGUCCCAGCGCCUGGAGGACAGGCUGAGGGAGGCCUGCCAGGGCCUGGCCCUACCCUGGGAUGCAGCCGCCAGCCUGCCUGAGCUGCUGGCGCUCUGCGAGCACCUGGGCCUGGAGGUGACUGAGGAUGUGGUCCAGAGUCUGACAGGAGAUGGAGUGAUGAGUGUCCAGGAGUUUGUGUCCAGGGUUGUGAAUUCCAGCAAGCCCCCCACGCCGUCUGCCUCCACGCCUUACAGACAGCUGAAGAGACACCACUCCACUCAGCCGUUUGACGAGGCCGGACGAAGGAUGGCCGGCCCCUCGGCCAUGAGCAGCACCAUCGGGACGCGUCUCUUCUCCGCCCUGGACGACGGGACGGGCUACACGCCCGUGGAGAACGUCUUGGAUGCCUGGAUGGAGGAGGGCAUCGAGAACAGCCCGGAGAUCCUACAGGCCUUGGACUUUGACCUGGAGGGAAAACUGAGCCUCCGUGAGCUUACUAUUGCACUAGAGAACGAACUCCUCAUCACCAAGAAUGGGAUUCACCAAGCGGCUCUCGCCAGCUUCAAAGCUGAGAUCAGGCAUCUUCUGGAGCGCGUGGACCGUGAGCUCAGGGAGAAGGAGAAGAUCCGUUCUGACCUGGAGAAAGCAGAGAAGCUCAAAACCCAGCUGGCCACUGAGGUGGACGAGCAUCACUCUGCCAUCGAGCGCAUGAAUGACCUAAAUAUCAGGAAGCUGGAGCAGGAGCACAGGGAGAGGCUGGCGGCGGUGCGGUCCGAGCUGCUCAGGGAGAUGGCUCAGGUGCAGCAGCAGGCGGGCCAGCAGCGCGAGGAGCUGGAGGUCCAGAUGGAGAAGAUCAGGGAGGACGAGACCUUCCUGAGGGACCACCUCUCCAUCACUGUCAAGGAGAACAGACGUCUGGAGAUGGAGCUACUGGACAACACUGAGAAACUGGUGGAGGCGGAAAACCAGGUCAGCAAACUUCAGAAGAACCUGGACAACAUUCUCAAGGAAAAGUUUGGAGACUUGGAUCCUGGCAGUGCUGAAUUCUUCCUGCAGGAGGAGCGACUCAAACAGUUACGCAGCGGUUAUGAGGAGCAGUGCAGGGAGCUACAAGAUCGCAUUGAUGAACUGCAGGCCCAACUCCAGGAGUUCCACAGCCUCGGCCGAGCCCCCCAGCUCUGCUCCAAGCCCUCCCUGCUGGACGAGUUUGAAAGCAAGAGCCCUGGCAUGGAGUCAGACCCAGGUAUUGGCUCGGAGGAGGGCCAGCCUUUCAACAUGAGUCUGGAGGCUGAGAUGAUGUUAGAGCAGCUAAAGGAGCAGCACCUUCAGGAAAUUGAAAAUCUACGCGCUCAGCUUGAAAGCAAGAUAAUUGAAUUCGAACAAAACGUGGAGGAGCAGAAGGCGGCCCACGAGGAACACAGAGAGGCCAUUUCUCUCCAGUACCAGGAGGAGAUCCAGGCCCUGAGGGAGGAGAUGUCCAGCAUCCAGAACCGAGCCCAAGAGCUCCAGAACCAGCUAGAGCAGGCCGAGCAGGAGCGGGCCAGCCUGGAGCUGAGGCAGGCUGGGGAGAGGGAGGAACUGGCCGACCAGCAGGAUGAGGAGGUCGGUACCCUCAGACAGGAGCUACUGCAGGCCCACACCCAUAUCGCAGACCUGGAGGAUCAGCUGAAGGCCUUGGAGGACCAGCAUGCUGAGACGGAGCUGGGAAUGGAGGCAGAGAAGGAAGAGCUGAGGAGGCUUAGUGCGCUGGAGGUCAAAAGGCUGGAAGAAGAGCAUGAGCAGCUGGUUGAGGCCAGGCUGGAGGAGGAGAGGAAGCGGAUGCAGGAGGAGAGAACCGAGGUCGAAAAGAAACUGUUAGAGGAGUGGAAAAGGGAGAAUGAGGUUUUACAGCAGAGCCAUGAAGAAACCAUGAGGGCCAGAGUAGAAGAGCUGAGCGUUAUGUUCCAAGCAGAGCGCGAGGAGCUGGAGAUGAGCCUGACCGAGGAGUGGGAGAGGAAGAGAGCCCAGCUGGACGAGCAGAGUAACGAGUCUCUGCAGGCGGUGCUGGAGGAGGAGAUGCUCCGACUGGUCCGAGAACACGAGGAGCGGGAGAGCAGGCUGAGAGCGCAGUGGGACUUGGAGAAAGCCCAGCUUCGGGGCGACCAGGAGGCAUCUCUCCUCGCCAGGCUAGCGGAAGAAAGGGAGAAGCUCCAGCAGCGGCACAAGCAGAGGGAGGAGAAGCUGGUUGAGGACUGGAAGCGGGAGAGGAUGCAGCUGGAGGAGGAUUACGAGGGGAUGAUCUUGGAAAGGGUGAACGAGGAGAAGGAGAAACUGGAGGCGGAGAAGGAGGAGCUGGAGAAGCGGCUGGUGAGGCUGAUGGAGGAGGAGAAGACCCGCCUGGAAGAGAGCCAGAGGGAGGCUGUGCAGGAACUGUGCACCAGGCACAAGGAUGAGAGGGAGCAGCUUAGUGGCCUACUGGACAAGCUCCGAGACGACAUCAGUGAAGAGAGGAGUGAGGCCAGCCGUCUGGCAGAGGAGAACCUUGUGCUCAGACACAAGAUUUCUGCAUUGAAGGAGGAGGACCUAAGGGAGAGCCAGGAAGAGAUGCUCUUGAAACUGGAGCACUUCAGGAAGGAAAAGACUGCAGCUCAGAAAUUGGCCGACAACUACAAGAGACAGAUCUCAGAGCUGCGCCUCAGAAGCCAACAGCUGGAGGAUGAAAACGGUUUCCUGGCUCAGAAGAACACGGAGAACGCCCGAGGCGUGGAAGAACUUGGUCAGCAGCUUGAAGCACUUCUCAGACAGAAGGAGAAGAAGGAGGCCGUCAAGGAGCAGCAGAACUUGUCUACUGAGGAGAGGACCAAGAUGGCAGUUUGUGUGUCUGCCCUGGAGGUAGAGUUGACCAAGGCUCUGGAAGGUUCUGCUCUGCUGGAGGAGGGCAAGGCCCAACUCUCCCAGCAACUUUCAUCCCUUAGAGAGAAGGUGGAGCCUUUGGAGAGUCAGCUGUCACAGCUGUUGCAAGAGCGCCAGUCAGCGGACAAGCAGACACAUACUCUGCGGUCUCAGCUGGCCAAGGCUCAGGAGCGGUUCCAGGCACUGGAUGAAACUCUUCAGGCUGUCAACCUCCAAAGUGCCCGCCUCAAGUCAGACCUCCGUGUCACCCAGCAGGAGAAGGAUGCCCUCAAACAGGAAGUGAUUUCACUGCAUAAACAGCUGCAGAACGCCAACGACAAAAACCAGGUUCUGGAGAUUGCGCUGCACUCCAGUGGGUUCCAGAGCCAGCACAAGAAGCUGUACCGGGACGAGCUGGCACGGCUGGUGGAGCAGGAGCAGGAGUUGGUGAGGAAGGAGAACGACAGGCUUCAGAUGGAGGUCCACAACACCAAGGGGGAUCUCCUGCUCUCCAGGGAAAAGAUCCGCCAGCUGGAUGCCCAGGUUCUGUCCCUGAAGCAGCAGAAGCAGCAGAGCCAGUCCAGCCUGGCCCGGGCCCUGGAGCAGGACAAGGUGUCCCUGAGGCGGGAGCUGGAGAGCCUGCAGAAGGAGCUGGUGGUGGCGAGGAGCAGGACCUGCGAGGAGGGUGCUGAGGUCCCCAGGGAGCUGGAGAUGCUUCGCCAGGAGAACGAGGGGCUGAAGACCCAGAUGUCCCGUCUACACUCCCAGCUCAUAGAGACACUGCAGGCCCAGCUUGGUGGACUGCUCCCGCCUUCCCCUCGCCGGUUGCCAGGGGAAAGGAGAGGGCCUCAUCGUGGCGAGGAUCCUAACCACCUGGAGAACAUGCCGGAUGAGAGGGAGAGCGUGAUGAUAAGGAUGGAGGAGCGCAUGAGGGAGAUCGAGCUGUCUCUGCACAACGUCAAGCUGCUGCUGAAGGAGAAGGUGUAUCAGCUGAAGGAACAGCUGCACAGGAAUGGCAAAUCUGACGUGUUAAUUAAGGACCUGUACGUGGAGAAUGCCAAGCUGCUGAAAGCUCUGGAGAUGACUGAACAGCACCAGAAAAUCACUGAGAAAAAAAACUACCUGCUGGAAGAGAAGAUCUCCAGCCUCAACAAGAUAGUCAGGGACUUGAAUCCAGCCUCGCUGACCCCAGUUCCCUUUCACUAUACCUGCUCCUAGCCUCCCCCUUCCUCCCCCUUCCUCCCCACUUCCCCAUGUUAUCCAUUGUUGUCAUGCUUCAGACUCACGGAUGAACAACUGCGAACCCACUGCCAGUCAAGUAUACAAGACUUUAUUUAUUUACGAAAAAGCAGGUAUGUAGUUUAGUUUAUGAAGGGAAGGACUGAAAAGGUGCCGGAAGCUUUAUACAAACAGGGUGACCUACUUUUAUAGUAUUGUUGUUAAAUGACCAAAUAUUGUCAGUACUUUUUUGGAUAACGUGUUGUUUUUAGCUAUUUAUGUCAAAAGUAAUUUUGUCCAUGUGAAUAGAUGGGUCAACUUUGAUUUGAGUCAUUUUUUGUUUACCAUAAACACACUAUUUAGGUUUACAAGGUUUUUUUUUUUUUAAGCUACUAUUAAUAUCUGGCAGGACUAGGGAAUGUGUUUAUUAAUGGACAUUUAUAAUUUAAACAACCCUUUGUUAACUUCUUUACAAUGCAGUGUUCGGAGGUCAUGUGAUCACCCAAGGUGGGGGUGUUGGGUAAUGUCUAAUGGGAUCUGACCCCCCACGUUUUAAUCUUUUUUUUUCCACAUAAACAUGAAGAUUAGGCUAAUGCAAACAAAAGAAGGAUCUUUAUUUGAAUGAUAUUAAAUUAUGUCCAACCGAAUGUGUGAAGUGCACUUUACUCCAAAGUGUCGGUUUGUUUUCUUCAAGACCUUGCUUGUUGUAUUAUCCGACAAUAAACGUUAUUGUAAUAUUUACAUUUAUUACCAUCGUCGGGUAAAAUGAGAUGUUUCUCGUCUGAAAUGUAGCCUAAAUGAAGGACAUCAGGGCUAGUAGGCUAAUACUACCUUUUUUUCAAUAGGUGUUUUUUGCACUGUAUAAAGAGACCAAAAUAAAAUAUUUUAAAGAG
Messenger RNA from Osmerus eperlanus (European smelt), 5632 nucleotides. It is a transcript of the gene nin, whose product is annotated as ninein (GSK3B interacting protein). The transcript is spliced from 27 exons. Bases 36 to 4739 code for a protein of 1567 amino acids. Gene Ontology annotation, molecular function: calcium ion binding. NCBI's taxonomy places the organism in Eukaryota, Metazoa, Chordata, Actinopteri, Osmeriformes, Osmeridae. The record is from RefSeq and is a predicted model, not a curated record. Gene Ontology annotation, biological process: centrosome-templated microtubule nucleation; microtubule anchoring at centrosome; centrosome localization. Gene Ontology annotation, cellular component: ciliary transition fiber; centriole; pericentriolar material.